Cololabis saira (Pacific saury) is the source of this 2549-nucleotide messenger RNA. RefSeq names its product dachshund c (gene dachc). Lineage: Eukaryota; Metazoa; Chordata; Actinopteri; Beloniformes; Belonidae. The transcript is spliced from 11 exons. The record is from RefSeq and is a predicted model, not a curated record. Bases 176 to 2059 code for a protein of 627 amino acids.
CGGACCUGACGCGGACCCGUCUCUCCAUCCUCCUCUCACUCACUCCAUGCGCUCCGCCGCACUCGCGCAAAACCUCGUGUAUUCUCCGCUAAAAGUAACUUUUUUUUUUGUUUUGUUGUUAAAAUAGUUUAACUUUGAAGUUUUAUUUUUAUUUAUUUUUUUAAUUCCCCCCGACAUGAGCACUAUGGCAGCUCCCGCCGCUCCUCCGGCUCUGCUCCCCGCCGCCCCGCUCCUCGGACACCACGCGCCGGCGCCGAGCUCCGCGUCCCCGGCCACCAGCUCCCCGCCGCCGGCGGCCACCUCCGCCGCCUCCUCGCCCGGGGCGCCCCCUCCCCCGGUCCCGGUCCCGGCGGCGCUGCUGCUCCACCAGUUCAGGUCGGAGCUCCUUCUGCACGAAGGGAACCCCUUAAAGAGCGGAGGAGGACCCCCCCAGCAGCAGCCGCCCAAGCCCGUGUACGCCACCGCGUCCCCCGUGGAGAGCACGCCGCAGAACAACGAGUGCAGGCUGGUGGAGGUGAAGGGAGCCAAGCUGGCCUCGUUCACGGUGAAGGACGCCGAGCUCAUCUGCCUGCCGCAGGCUUUCGACGUGUUCCUCAAGCACCUGGUCGGCGGGCUGCACACCGUGUACACCAAGCUGAAGCGGCUGGACAUCACCCCGGUGGUGUGCAACGUGGAGCAGGUGCGGGUGCUGCGGGGGCUCGGCGCCAUCCAGCCCGGCGUGAACCGCUGCAAACUCAUCUCCAGGCAGGACUUCGAGACGCUCUACAACGACUGUACCAACGCGAGUUCCAGGCCUGGACGACCGCCCAAGAGGCUGCAGAGCGUGUCUGAGGGCGGGACUCACCCCAUGCUGUCUCACAGUGGUCUGAUGCACGCUGGGAUCAUGCCUCCUGCAGAUCUAUCUGUCCUGGCCAAAAAGAUCAAGUUGGAGGCAUUGGCCAGUUACCACAGCAACCAACAACAUGGUGGGCCAAACGGUGAGAACGGUGACCACAACCCUGGGCUGGUUCUAGAUCAGUUGCCCUUCAUGAUGAUGUCACAUCCUCUGAUACCUGCCAGCCUGGCGCCGGCCUCCGUUUCCAUGGCAAUGGGCCAGAUGAACCGACUAAGCACGCUGGCCAGCAUGGCCAACAUGGCCCAGCUCAGCGCCAAUUCUUCCUCCAGGGUUCCCACCUCAGUCAUUAAGGAGCGAGUGCAGGACAGCCCCUCUCCUACCCCCUCGCUGGAAGAAGCUCAGAUGUCGUCCAAUCACAGCAGCAGUGUGUCAAGUUCACCGCUGCACACAGAACGCACUGCAGAAAACACACAUCCGCUUCAUGAUGGUCUGUCGUCGGGUCACAGCAUGCUGGGACAUUCUCCUGGGAUGCUGCAGGGGCCCAGGGAGACAGACGUGGCCUCAGUGGAGUACAACAAGGAGAACAAGAGGAGCCACUCUGACAGGGACAACAGCUACUUGGCCGCACAGACAACCAGGGAGAGCUGUGAUAGACAAGUCUACCAGAAACCCCCGUCAGGCAGGGAGAGCUGUGAGAGGGUGUCUUACCCUGCAGGACAGAAGCUCACAGCGGGGCUCCACCACACUCCCUUCAUCUUCCCGGAAGGCUUGUCCUCCAUAGAGACCCUGCUCACGAACAUCCAGCAGGGUCUGCUGAGGGUUGCCAUAGAGAAUGCCCGGGCGCAGGAGAAGCAGGACCAGCUCGAGAGGACGGAGCUGAAGAUGGAGCUCGUCCGAGAGAGGGAGCUCCGAGAGACUUUGGAGAGGCAGCUGAGCAUGGAACAGAAAAACAGAGUUCUGAUCCAGAAGCGCCUGAAGAAAGAAAAGAGGAGCAAGAGGAGACUACAGGAGGCCUUGGAGGAGGAGGUGAAACUCCGUGAUCAGGCAGAGCAUAGCCUGCUGCACACUCCCAACACACACAUAGGCCAUCAGUCAACCACAGCUCCUCACACAGAACCCACGACCCAAGACGUGGACGGGAACAGCCACGAUGACAACAGGCUGGACGCCAAGGCGACAGUACAAGAGAGCAGAGUGUUCCUCCAGACCUCCGGGAUGUACUGAAUACGAGGUGGAAGGGAGGACAGACUGUUAGGCGGAUGGAAGAACGGUGAUGAAGAUUCCUCACUUAUGACAAAUACAAUCAACAGGCAUGCUCAGUCCCGCGGCGGCAUCAGAGACACAAACCCCCACCUCCCCCACAUUACAUAGGUGACAUCUGAACUUUUCUCUUUGCUCUCUUCUUUAAUUUAUUGCAUUUAUCACAAAAUCUCAGCUGUAGUGAUAAGAGUACUUUUCCCCCUGAUGUUGUGUUUGACUGUGUUUCUUUCGAUCUAGGUUUUUAGAUCCUAGAUGACCAUAUUUGUUUUUUUGUCAGUGCUGUUUAUUUGGACGCAAGUGAUGAAUAUAACGUGUAACAGAGUUGUGUACAUAAAUAUAGUCAUCAUUUUUAUUAUUCUGAAGAAAAAAAACCCAUAAUGGCAUGUUGUACAGUCAGUAAAUUACUUCUAUUGUGUGUGUUAUGCAGUAGUGCAGUUUGACAAUACAAACAAUA